UCUACCGAAGUAACAGAAGCAGAAAACAUAAAAAGGGCCAGGAUAAAAGUGUGAAAAUUUUCGUGAAAAUUUUAUUUUGUGCGCUACUUAUAAACAAAUACUGUGCUACGUAUUUUGAAUUAUUGUACUCAAUGAUUCUAAUGUUUACAAAAUGAAACUGACAAUUAAAUCAUGGACUGGCGUAGCAACUUGGCGAUGGAUCGCAAAUGAUGAAAAUUGCGGCAUCUGUCGAAUGUCUUUCGAGAGUACCUGUCCGGAGUGUUCGCUACCUGGUGACGAUUGUCCUUUAGUGUGGGGCGUGUGCUCACACUGUUUUCAUAUGCACUGCAUUGUUAAGUGGUUGAAUUUGCAAACUAUGAAUAAGCAAUGUCCCAUGUGUCGCCAAAGCUGGAAAUUCAAUAUACAUUGAGCAAAAGCAACACUUGCUUAUUUGCAAAACUAAAAUAAAAUAAUAAUAAUUUCGUAAAAGUCAUUAUAGUUAUUAUAUGCGAGUAUAAAGCGCGAAUAAAAUCAAUAACAAAUUUA
This is a messenger RNA of Bactrocera tryoni, 525 nucleotides long. RefSeq names its product anaphase-promoting complex subunit 11 (gene lmgA). The transcript has 2 exons. Gene Ontology annotation, cellular component: nucleus; anaphase-promoting complex. Gene Ontology annotation, molecular function: ubiquitin protein ligase activity; cullin family protein binding; zinc ion binding. NCBI's taxonomy places the organism in Eukaryota, Metazoa, Arthropoda, Insecta, Diptera, Tephritidae. Bases 152 to 409 code for a protein of 85 amino acids. The record is from RefSeq and is a predicted model, not a curated record. Gene Ontology annotation, biological process: protein ubiquitination; positive regulation of mitotic metaphase/anaphase transition; anaphase-promoting complex-dependent catabolic process.